Messenger RNA from Hevea brasiliensis (rubber tree), 1563 nucleotides. Its product is annotated as disease resistance protein RGA2-like. The record is from RefSeq and is a predicted model, not a curated record. The transcript has a single exon. Gene Ontology annotation, biological process: defense response to other organism. Lineage: Eukaryota; Viridiplantae; Streptophyta; Magnoliopsida; Malpighiales; Euphorbiaceae. The coding region runs from base 1 to 1563 and encodes 520 amino acids. Gene Ontology annotation, molecular function: ADP binding.
AUGACUUUGUCAUUGUUGAAUCCAGCUAGUAGUCAAGGAAAUGUUUCUGUGAAUGCAAUUGUUGGUAUUGGGGGCUUAGGAAAGACUGCACUUGCCCAGUUGGUGUAUAAUGAUGAAAAGGUUAAAAAUUACUUUGAGAAGAAGAUGUGGCUGUGUGUUUCUGAGGAAUUUGAGGUGAAAUUGCUAGUUAAGAAGAUCCUUGAAUGUGCAACUAAUAAUGAGGUGCCUAAUUUAUUAGGACUAGAACAAUUGCGUAUUCGCCUUAAAGAGAAUUUAGAAGGGAAGAGGUAUUUGUUGGCGUUAGAUGAUGUAUGGAAUGAAGAUCAGAAAAAAUGGGAUGAUUUGAAAGCUUACUUGUUGAUGGGUGCCCCAGGGAGUAAAAUUUUAGUCACCACUCGUAACACAAGAGUUGCAUUAGUCAUGGGUGUGGAUUCCCCAUAUGUUUUGCAAGGUCUAGCAGACAAUGAGGCUUGGGAUUUAUUUGAAAAAUUAGCAUUUGGAGAGGGGCAUGGUGCAGUGAUGAAUCCUAACCUAACAAAAAUUGGAAAAGAGAUGGUAAAGAAAUGUAAAGGAGUUCCACUUGCAAUAAGGAGUUUGGGAAGCCUCAUGCAUUUGAAAACUAAAGAGAGUGAGUGGUCUUCCAUUUUAGAAAGUGAAUUAUGGAGGUCAUUUCAAACAAGUGAGAAUAUUCUUUCUGUGCUGAAGUUGAGUUACUAUCACUUGCCCACUUAUUUAAGGCAAUGUUUCACUUAUUGUGCCAUGUUUCCCAAAGAUUACGAAUUCGAUAAAGAAACAUUGAUUCGUUUGUGGAUAGCGCAAGGAUACAUUGUCUGUUCAAGUAAGGAUGACGAUUUAGAGGAUAUUGGAGAUCAGUACUUCAAUGAAUUGUCAUCUCGAUCAUUCUUCCAUCAGUCAGAAAGUAUGAAUGGUUAUAAAAUGCAUGAUCUUAUCCAUGAUCUAGCACAAUCGAUAGCAAAGGGUAGGUACUUUGCAGUAGAGAAUGUUUGCGAAGGAAUCCAUCAUGUAUAUUGGCCAUAUUCUUUGAAUGAAAUUGAGAUGCUGGUUAAAGUGAAGGGCAUGAGGACAUUAUUUUUUAAAAGUUUUCCUAAAAGUGAAACAUUAAAAAAGGUUUCAAAUUUUCAAAGGUUACGUGCCUUGCAUUUAUGGUGGAAUAUAAAUGGAGUACCAAAUUCAAUAGCAAGAUUGAAGUAUUUGAGAUAUCUUGACAUUUCUUGGUGUGAGAUGGAAACGCUCCCAAAGUCCAUAACUAAUUUGCAAAACUUGCAAACUCUAAUACUCUCAUUUUGUAGAAGGCUUCGAGAAUUACCGAGAGAUAUAGAAAAAUUGAUCAGCCUUAGGUGCCUCAUGAUUGAUGGAUGUGAUAGCCUAAGAUGCAUGCCAAUUGGAUUGGGGAAAUUAACUUGUUUGCGCCAACUGUCAGAUUUUGUGGUGGCAAGGGAAGAAGGCUCUAAGGGGGCUAUGCUAAAUGAAUUGAAAAGCCUAAACCAACUUAAGGGAAGGAUUGUCCUCGAAACCUUAGAAAUGUGGAAAAUGUUGAGAUAG